This is a messenger RNA of Micropterus dolomieu (smallmouth bass), 3030 nucleotides long. RefSeq names its product tyrosine-protein kinase receptor TYRO3. Gene Ontology annotation, cellular component: signaling receptor complex; plasma membrane. Gene Ontology annotation, biological process: cell surface receptor protein tyrosine kinase signaling pathway; protein phosphorylation; multicellular organism development. Gene Ontology annotation, molecular function: ATP binding; ephrin receptor activity; protein binding. Lineage: Eukaryota; Metazoa; Chordata; Actinopteri; Centrarchiformes; Centrarchidae. The transcript has 15 exons. The record is from RefSeq and is a predicted model, not a curated record. Bases 67 to 2781 code for a protein of 904 amino acids.
CUGACAGGCUAGAUGUAAGAACUGGCAGCAGUGGAUUAUGAUACCUACUUAUAGCGAGCUGAAAACAUGGCUGUGUGUAACACCAUACAGCGGUGUGUCUGGCCUACUUUAAUCCUAUUGUGGGUCUGCAUGUGGGAAGCCAGCUGUGACAUUCAAUAUCAAGCAGAGGAGGAUGAGAUUUUCCAUUCUGACAAACGGACCAGACUGGGAUGGAAUUCUGUCCCACCCAAAGAAUGGGAUGAUAUUCGGAUGAGAGUGGAUACAGAGAGUCAAGUGCCCGUGCUCCAAGCUUGUGUAGGACGCAGGGCUAGAACUGUUUCAAGUCAUUGGAUGGAGCGUAAGGAUGCCCACUAUCUACUGAUGGAUGUUGCAUUUGCCCAAGAAGAGGAACCGUCUGGUCAGCUCAGCCCUCUGCAGGUUUACCUUGUUGACUCAGACAUCCCCAUCAAAAACUUUCAAUACCUUUGGCCAGUCCUGGACCUCAAGACCUCCAAGCCAUUCCCUGCCGCACUCCCUCACACCCAAAUAUCCAGCCACCUGAACCGCAGCCUGGCUCUGAACCUGGGCCCUGUCAGCCGCAGAGGCUUCCAGCUCGCCUUCUCCUACUCAGGAACAUGUGUGCUGGUAACAUCCAUCAGAUUGUACUACAGGAAGUGCCCUGACAUUGUGGCUCACCUGGCCUCGUUUAAGGGGACAGGGGCCGGGUCGGAUCCCGUUACAGGAUCCUGUGUGAAGGGAGCUGUGGAGGUUUCUCAGCCUGUUAGAGAGUGUAAUGUGGACGGAGUAUGGGGUCCACUGGAGGGGCGAUGUACCUGUGAACUCGGCCAUCAACUAAUCAAUGACACCUGUCAAGUGUGUAGGAUGGGCUACUACAAACCAGCCAAUGGGAGUGGAGGAUGUCGGCUGUGCCCACCAAACAGCAGGACACAUGUGGAGGGAUCAGAGAGGUGCGACUGUUUACCAGGUUACAGCCGCCUGCCAACGGACCCAGAUGACCUCGGCUGCACCAAGCCGCCCUCUGCUCCUGUGAAUCUAACAGCUCAUAGUCAUAAUGACUCUGUGGUGAGAGUGACAUGGGAUCCUCCUCAUGACUUGGGAGGCAGACAGGAAGUAACGUAUCGCAUUAAGUGUGAGACGGAAGUGGAAGCUGGCAGUCAGUGGGUGGCGUGUGGGGACGAUGUAUUUUUCCCUCGUGACUCAGCAGGGCUGACCAACACAUCAAUCAGCAUCACAGGACUGAAUCCACAGCAUGACUACAGGUUAUCAGUGCAAGCCUGGAAUUCACUCACCCGGCAGGCGGCGCCACCUUCAUCCACUGCCACGGUUACAAUUCAUAGAUGGAAAGUUCCACCUGUGGUAAUCGCUGUGACUGUGGGCUUAAACAAUUUAGAGACUGGAGUAACUCCAGCUCCUAACCACCAGAGUCGCUUCUCCAUAUGGCUGACAGUUGGUGUUUUAUUUGGCUUUCUGCUGCUCAUGGCUGUAAUCCCCAUUGCUGCAUGUGCCCUGCGUUGCAACUACACUAAACUCAGGUCUGACCAGGAAGUAGAACUUUUACCGAUCAAUGCAGAAAUAUCAUACCGACGUCCGCGGGAGGUGGAGCAUGCGCCCCAGCAGGCCACCAUAUUCCUGAACAGCAACGAGGGUGUGGUCCAGUUGUUGGAAGGUCUCAGUGGCAGGCUGCUGGCCAGUCUUAAGGAUGUCCUGGUAGAGAGAAACAAGCUCACCCUGGGCAAAGAGCUUGGCAAAGGAGAGUUCGGCUCAGUCUAUGAAGGGGUUUUUACACCACACGAAGGCAUGGACAUCAAGGUGGCUGUGAAAACCAUGAGAGUUGGAAUCCACAGCCAGGAAGACUUACACGAGUUUUUGAAAGAGGCAGAGAUCAUGCAGAACUUUGAUCAUGAAAAUGUCGUCAGACUUCUCGGGGUCACUUUGCAGAGAGAGGAGGACUCUUCGCUGCCUGUUCCUCUGGUUAUCCUGCCUUACAUGAAACAUGGAGACUUGCGUCGCUUCCUCAUUGCUACCCGUUACGGUGAUAUUCCUAUGUUUGUGCCCCAUCAGUCUCUCCUGCGCUUCAUGAUUGACAUUGCAUCAGGGAUGGACUAUCUGAGCUCGCAGGGGUUCCUGCAUAGAGACCUGGCUGCACGCAACUGCAUGCUGGGUGAUGACCUAAAGGUACGUGUGGCUGACUUUGGCCUGUCCAAGAAAAUCUACAGCAGCAAUUAUUAUCGUCAGAAAGUAGUUAUUCGUGUGCCAAUCAAGUGGAUGUCCAUGGAGAGCCUGUCUGAGUCUGUCUACACCACCAAAAGCGAUGUGUGGUCAUUUGGGGUGACCAUGUGGGAGAUUGUGUCCCGGGGGAGGACUCCCUAUCCUGGAGUUCACAAUCACGAGCUGCUGGACCUGCUGCUGUCCGGCCACAGGCUCAAACAACCUGAGGAGUGUGACCACAAACUUUAUGAAGUCAUGCGACGCUGCUGGGAUGAGGAGCCGACCCUCAGGCCUGGCUUCAGGGAACUGGGUGAGACACUGAAAGGCCUUCUGUCGGAGCUGCCGGUGCUGGAGGCCAGCCAGGAGGCCAGCUACAUCAACCAGGGCCUGGAGGUUGCUGCUGCUGUGGCAGCCUCUCAGGAUCCACAGACAGACUCCGGGGGAAGAUGGGAAAACGUCUACUUGCCUUCUCCUGUGGGUGCUGCUGCAGCCAGAGAUGAAGAUGUGGAAGUAGAGGGUGGCUACCUUAAGUUUUUUACUGACUCAGCAGUUAAGGGGGAUGACAAAUACUAAAAAAUACAGUUUUUACAAAUACAAACUGUAAUUUUUUAUUAAAUUGGACCAUUCUUGAACUGCGUGUGUGGGGGUGUGUGAGUGUGAAAGAGAGGGGUGGCACAGGCUCCCAUUGGAAUAGGGCUGACUACCAUGGGUGCAGCCCAUACUAUGUAUGGAAGUUGAUAACAAGCUAGAAAAUCACUGUAUUUUGCACCUUACAUGUUUUGUAUUCUGUAUCUGUAUUGUGUGUGUGUGUGUGUGUGUGUG